Messenger RNA from Papaver somniferum (opium poppy), 2464 nucleotides. Its product is annotated as sodium/proton antiporter 2-like. The record is from RefSeq and is a predicted model, not a curated record. Gene Ontology annotation, biological process: transmembrane transport; sodium ion transport. The coding region runs from base 242 to 1996 and encodes 584 amino acids. The transcript is spliced from 10 exons. Lineage: Eukaryota; Viridiplantae; Streptophyta; Magnoliopsida; Ranunculales; Papaveraceae. Gene Ontology annotation, molecular function: antiporter activity. Gene Ontology annotation, cellular component: membrane.
GCUUGGUCGACAUAACCACAGUCUCUGUCUGGAUCCUCCAGUUCCAUCGAUUCCAACUCCCGAUAUUCUUACUGAGUUUUUCAUUUCUUCCUGCAGAGUCUUCUUAUCGGAUGAGAAGUGAAACCCACAAAUUUGCAAGUAUCAAAACAUAUAGAAGCAACAUUACUUAACAAAUUUCAUCAACAAAGAUUCAGAAUCAAUCUUACUUCAUUGAACAAUCACAAAAAAGAGCAGAAUAAAAAUGUCUACUUUCUGUAUUGGAAAUCACUAUAAUGGUUUCCAAUAUCCUUCACCACUUAAACGAUCUUAUUCUACUAACUCUAAAUCUCUGCCUAAGUCAUUAAGCCAGAGGCGAUUCCUAGGUCAAUCAAAUUCCCAAUUUGGAUCAUCUCCCUGGGGAAUUGAUUAUCUGAAAUGGCGCAGAAAAGGGUUUCUUGUGAGAACUGAAGAAGAGGAAAAAAAUGGUUCAUUUUCUUCAACGGAUAAGGCUGAUGAACAGUAUCAGGAAUUGAUGCAGAGGUCAAGGACAUGUGAUCCAUUAUGUUCAGUUGAUGAUGUGAGCUCCCAAGAUUUUGAAGCGAGUUACCAACCAAAGACUGAUUUCUUGAAAGCCUUUGCAAUCGUUGGAGCAGCUGCAGCUGGGGCUGUGGCAAUUAAUCACUCAUGGGUUGCCGCCAAUCAGGACAUUGCCAUGGCAUUGGUAUUCGGAUUAGGAUAUGCAGGGAUUAUCUUUGAGGAAUCUUUAGCAUUCAAUAAGAGUGGAGUUGGGUUAUUAAUGGCUGUUAGUUUAUGGAUUAUCAGAAGCAUCGGGGCUCCCUCAACUGAUAUUGCUGUGAAUGAGCUCAGUCAUACAUGUGCAGAAGUCAGUGAAAUAGUAUUUUUCUUGCUUGGUGCAAUGACCAUAGUAGAGAUGGUUGAUGCUCAUCAAGGAUUCAAACUGGUUACUGAUAAUAUAACAACUCGAAAGCCACGGACUCUUCUCUGGGUGGUUGGAAUUGUUACCUUUUUUCUAAGCUCAGUCCUUGAUAACCUUACAUCCACCAUUGUGAUGGUCUCGUUAUUGAGGAAACUAGUGCCUCCGUCAGAAUACCGGAAGUUUCUUGGAGCUGUUGUUGUGAUAGCAGCAAAUGCUGGUGGUGCAUGGACACCCAUUGGUGAUGUUACUACAACAAUGCUCUGGAUUCAUGGUCAAAUAUCCACUUUGCAGACAAUGAAGGACUUGGUCAUUCCCUCUGCUGUAUCUUUAGCAGUCCCACUGGCUCUCAUGUCCCUUACUAGUGAAGUUGAAGGGGAAGGACCUGACACUUCUGAUGUAUUGGCAUCGGAACAGAUUGCUCCUCGAGGAAAGCUUGUUUUCUCUUUUGGACUCGGUGCUUUACUAUUUGUUCCAGUCUUUAAGGCUGUUACUGGGCUCCCUCCUUAUCUGGGUAUGCUGUUUGGACUUGGUGUUUUAUGGAUUUUGACUGACGCUAUUCACUAUGGGGAGUCUGAAAGGCAGAGAUUAAAAGUACCACAAGCUUUAUCAAGAAUUGAUACCCAAGGAGCACUUUUCUUCCUGGGUAUCCUUUUGUCCGUGGGAAGCCUAGAGGCUGCUGGGCUUCUACGAGAAUUGGCAAAUUAUCUUGAUGCCCAUAUCCCUAAUAUCCAGUUGAUUGCAAGUGCAAUUGGGGUUGUGUCAGCUGUUAUAGACAAUGUUCCCCUGGUCGCAGCAACAAUGGGAAUGUACGAUCUUUCAUCCUACCCACAAGAUUCUGAGUUUUGGCAACUGAUUGCCUAUUGUGCUGGUACUGGUGGAUCAAUGCUUAUCAUUGGUUCUGCAGCUGGGGUUGCUUUUAUGGGUAUGGAGAAAGUGGACUUCUUUUGGUACUUGCGGAAGGUGAGCGGAUUUGCUCUUGCGGGUUAUACGGCAGGUAUUGUUGCGUACUUAGCUACUCAUAAUCUCGACAUCUCCCUUCCGACAUCUUUAGCCCAGGUUCCUUUCCUUCCCAGUUCAUAGGCAAAGCUGUGCUGUUGUUUCUUGGUAUUUAUUACUUCUUUCCCAUCCAUACUGCUGAAUGGGACGGAUCCAAGCUGGCCGUAUAUCCCAAUAUUCAUUCAGUGAAUACAAGGAAGAUCAAUAUAUUUGGUGUCAACAUUGGCCAAAACCUACCGCUCAGGGCCAAUGAUUGGGGAUACUAUUAUGCAUCAGCAGUGUGUUUUUACAAUCAGAACUGCGUAAUCCAUCUUAAGUUGUACACUGGAUCAGAUAGAUACUGCACUAGAUUGACCAGUAAAUAUACUUGGUAGGUAAGGACUGGUUGUGGUGUAAAAAUAGGGAACAUCAUUUCUUGUACUUCACCUGAAUAAUCAGCAUGGGUUGAAUCAACAUCCAACCUCAAGUGUUAUGUAAUAGUAGUGUUAUAGUAACGAGUCAUGUAGACGAUUUUACUGAUAAAUAUCCUCACUAGAUAGUUUGUUGUUCUCA